Cuculus canorus (common cuckoo) is the source of this 2902-nucleotide messenger RNA. Its product is annotated as endogenous retrovirus group FC1 Env polyprotein-like. The transcript has 2 exons. The coding region runs from base 963 to 2213 and encodes 416 amino acids. NCBI's taxonomy places the organism in Eukaryota, Metazoa, Chordata, Aves, Cuculiformes, Cuculidae. The record is from RefSeq and is a predicted model, not a curated record.
AUAGGGAUUUAACAUGGAGGGACCACUUAGAGAUAUAAUAGUUGCAUUAGUUUUGUUUAAGUAUUGCAUGAUUACCUGGACACUAUAUACUCAGCGUGUGUGCCAAAUGUAUCCUGUUAUUCUAUACACUGAAGGCCAAAUGUAUCCUGUUAUUCUAUACACUGAAGGCCAAAUGUAUCCUGUUAUUUUAUACACUGAAGGCCAAAUGUAGAAAUUGUGUGUAUUUGGCCUUGUCCUUUGUUCUGUGCUAAUUUCCUGUUAUCCCUGAACCAUGCAUACUCAGCAAACGGACUGUGGUCAGUUAAUACCAUAAAAGGGAAAUACAUAGGAUUGUGAGCUAAGGAGCUGACUGCGCAGAUGCAAAAGCUAGAGGUUCAAGGAAAGGACAAGUGAGGAAGACUAUGCUCGACCACCAGAAGACCCCUGAAGACCACCAAGGGAUAGGACUGCGGCUGCGCAAGGACAUUUAAAUAUGUAAAUUGAUUUCCUGGAAAAAAUCAUGAAUAUGUGGAUGAGUUCUGGGAAAAGUAAUGAAUAUGUAUACUUGAGCUAGAUAAAAGCAGGCAGUAUUUGUGAUACGGUGCACAUGUUCGGAGGAGUGAUCCCCCAUGUGCCCGGCGCUGCAAUAAAGAAUACCUGCUGCUAGAUCGUGUCUGUCUUUGACUCAAUCUGGCGACCCAGAUGGGACCAUCUCUGCUCGGCUGCAAGACCCGCUGAGAACAGGACUCCCUUGGGUACCCCCGAGAUUUUCUCGGAGGGACUCCUCGCCUCACCCGGAUCAUUGCAGGAGCAGACAAGGACUCCAUCCGCUCUAAAACUGCACAGAAUUUUUCAGGACACCCUUUAGAAGAGAAGUGGAAAGGACCAUACCAAGUGCUGUUGACAACGUUCACCGCGGUGAAGAUUAAAGAGCAACCAGCUUGGAUCCAUUACUCAAAGAUAAAGAAAGCUCCAACAAAACCAUGGACUACUACCCUUGCUGGACCUACCAGAUUGCGAUUCUCCAGAUUAUAUUAAUUUCUGGGGGAACUGAAGCCCGGUGGGAUUUAAAUAUACACCUUUCUUUGACAGAAGGUAUCUCACGAGUUUUAAAUAAGACAAACUGCUGGAUAUGUACACACAUGCCAGAAUAUAGUGGGAAAAGAAUCUCAUUAAUAGGUAUUCCUAUACCAGGCAAUGAGUCAUGGAAAACAUUCUGGGAAAACACUUCUUGGCCUAACUGUACUUACAGAACUCAACCUUUAGAAAUUCAUAGCCCCUCAGUAAGAGAACCUUAUUGUAAAUGUGUGCAAAGGUGCAAUCCAGCCAAAGGAAUGGAUAAAGUUGGAGGGUGUGGGAAUACCAUUUAUGUAGGAAAUCACACCGGAUGCCAUGAGACCAACUACAUUGGAGCCUCCAUCUCUAUUAAUACUACACUUUGGCCAGUCCCAGAAGGAAAGGGAUGGUAUUGGUUAUGUAAUGAUACAGCAUGGAAGGUAUUACCUGAAAAUUGGGCGGGGACGUGUACUUUGGGAGCAGUGGUUCCAAAUAUAACCAUCCAUGAUUAUCUGUCAAAAGGUUGGCUCCAGACUCAUAUUCGGAGAAUUGAGCGAGGAAUAGAAAAUCCCUUAGUAAAACGGCAAACAGCGUUUCACUCCUUUGCUAGGUGGUUUCUCCCAUGGUUGGGGGUGAGUGAGCUUGAAAAAGCGAUAGUAAAUAUUUCAGCUGUAGUAGAAGAGAUUGAAAAUAGAACCGUAGAUGCAAUACAAGCACAACAGCUUGAAAUAAACAGUCUAGCACAAGUAGUGCAGCAGAAUAGGAUGGCAUUAGAUUUGCUAUUAGCAUCACGAGGAGGAGUAUGCACAAUUAUAAAUACGAGUUGUUGUAUGUAUAUAGAUCAGAGUGGCCGAAUUGCUACAGAUAUAAGUGAAAUAUGGGAACAAACAAAAAUACUACAUGAGGUAACUAAAGAUGAUACCACCUGGGGAUUCCAAGAAGUGUGGAAAAAACUCACCUCAUGGUUGCCUAAUUUACAGUGGCUAAAGCAGGCCUUCAUUGCUAUAAUAGUUAUUGUAAUCUUAGUAAUAUUAGUUUGUAUAUCAGUUAAGUGUGUCCUAUCCUGCGGCCAACGGACUACCGAGAGUUAUGAGGCCUGGAAGAAAAAUAAACUAAAACAUCAGGUAGAAACAGGAAGGUAUUUUAGCAGAACCUUGGAUAAUAAGGGGGUUGUGUAAUUGCAAAAGAAUUUGCAAUGUGCAUAGAAAAGGGGGGACUUGAUAUAGGGAUUUAACAUGGAGGGACCACUUAGAGAUAUAAUAGUUGCAUUAGUUUUGUUUAAGUAUUGCAUGAUUACCUGGACACUAUAUACUCAGCGUGUGUGCCAAAUGUAUCCUGUUAUUCUAUACACUGAAGGCCAAAUGUAUCCUGUUAUUCUAUACACUGAAGGCCAAAUGUAUCCUGUUAUUUUAUACACUGAAGGCCAAAUGUAGAAAUUGUGUGUAUUUGGCCUUGUCCUUUGUUCUGUGCUAAUUUCCUGUUAUCCCUGAACCAUGCAUACUCAGCAAACGGACUGUGGUCAGUUAAUACCAUAAAAGGGAAAUACAUAGGAUUGUGAGCUAAGGAGCUGACUGCGCAGAUGCAAAAGCUAGAGGUUCAAGGAAAGGACAAGUGAGGAAGACUAUGCUCGGCCACCAGAAGACCCCUGAAGACCACCAAGGGAUAGGACUGCGGCUGCGCAAGGACAUUUAAAUAUGUAAAUUGAUUUCCUGGAAAAAAUCAUGAAUAUGUGGAUGAGUUCUGGGAAAAGUAAUGAAUAUGUAUACUUGAGCUAGAUAAAAGCAGGCAGUAUUUGUGAUACGGUGCACAUGUUCGGAGGAGUGAUCCCCCAUGUGCCCGGCGCUGCAAUAAAGAAUACCUGCUGCUA